CAUUACUUCCUGUAGAGUUAGGAAACGCACGUGUGGUUUUCCUCAUUUAAAAUGAGAAAAAAAACAAUUUCUUUAAAUCUGUUUUAGUUUUCAGAUUAUGGUUUCUAUUAAAUAGAAUGUAUUGUGAGGUAUUAUUUUAUAAACUAGUGAUAAGAGGAUCUGUUAAAUUAAUAUAGUCUUUUUUUAGAUAUCUGAAAGUUGUUCAACACAAUAUUUGGUUCGGACUUUUAAUGCAAGAUGGGACCGAGGAGGAGUAAGAAGAGAACCCCAAGUUUUCGCAAAUUGCUGAAAACCAGCAACCUCAAGAUUGAAAACAAACUGAAGAACCGACAGUUCAAGCAGCAGAGCAGCGCGAAGAAGUACCGCAAGGAGCAGAAGAAGCUCCGACAGUCCCUGAAAGAUGCGUCCAGCCGAAUCCCCGCCCCACUGGAACGGUACAAGAAAAGACCAGAGGAAGAGGAAGAUGAGGAGUUUGAGGAAACCCUCCCGGUGGACAUGAUGGAGGAAGACGACCUGGAGCAGAUGAAGGCCUUGGCCCGGAAAGCCUCCUUCCUCACAAGAGACCUCUCCUCCUGCGCACCCGUUCAUGGCAAGAAACGCAAACUGGACAAUGUGGUCGAGAACUAUGAGAAGAUGCCAAGAAAGAUGCAGAAACGGGAGGAAAAGGAAGUUAUUCAUCUCCUGCCAAUCAAAGACAAAACGGGUGUUAUCCCCCAGAGCAUGGAGAAACCAGUGUUGGAGAAAGUGGAAGAGGAGGCAGAAGAGGAAGACACUAAUGCUGAAGAAGUGAGUGUCCCGGAGCCGCUGCCCGUCCUGAGCAGACAGGAGAUGCUGUCCCAGCGCAGGCAGAGGCUGGAGGAGCGGAAGGCACACAUCGCCGAGCUGGGCUCUGCCAUCCUGUCAGAGCCUGUUAAUAAUAUUAAAAAGGUGAAAGAGCUUCGCUCAAUGCUGAUGGAAGUAGACCCUUUUGUUGCUGUGACUGUGCGAAAGCUUGUGAUGGUCUCUCUGAUGGAAGUGUUUAAGGACAUUGUUCCGUCCUACAGAAUCCGUCCUCUGACAGAAGCAGAAAAGGCGACCAAGGUCAAAAAGGAAACCCAGCAGCUGCGAGAGUUUGAACAGGGCUUAGUCAGUCAGUACAAAUUCUACCUUGAGAAUUUGGAACAGACUGUAAAAGACUGGAAACAGAUGAAGAAGAAAAAAAGCGAUGCUGUUUCCCUGAAGGCCUACCGUGGUCUGGCAGAAGUAGCACUGAAAUGUCUGUGUGAGCUCCUGACUGCUUUUCCUCAUUUCAACUUCCACAACAAUAUUAUUGUGAUGAUCGUACCGCUCAUGAAUGACCCUUCUAGAAAGGUGUCAGAUAUGUGCUGUGAAGCAGUGAAAAAGAUGUUAAAACAAGACAAAGUAGGACAGGCCUCCCUAGGGAUGGUUAAAGUUAUCUCUGGCCUUGUUAAAAGUAGAAACUAUGAUGUCAAACCUGAGGUGCUGAAGACUCUUCUUUGCCUGAGAAUAAAGGAGAUGGAGGUCAUGAAGGAUGCUGAAGACGUCGCUCCCAAGAAAAAGUUUAUGACUUUCAAAGAGAAGAGGAAAAACCUGUCCAGAAUGCAGAGGAAGUGGAAGAAGGCUGAGGAGAAACUAGAAAGGGAGCUUCUGGAAGCAGAGGCGUCGGAAAGCAAAGAGAAAAAGAUGAAACUGCACACGGAGACUCUGAACAUUGUGUUCCUGAUUUACUUCAGAAUACUGAAAAAAGCCCAGAAGUCUGUUCUGCUUCCUACAGUUUUGGAAGGUCUUGCAAAGUUUGCUCAUCUAAUAAAUGUGGAAUUUUUUGAUGAUUUAUUGAUGGUGCUACACAACCUUAUAGAAUCAGGGGUUCUUAGCUACCGAGAGAGCCUCCAUUGUGUUCAGACCGCCUUUCACGUCCUUUCUGGUCAAGGUGAUGUGCUGAAUAUUGACCCAUUGAAAUUCUACACACACCUGUACAAAACAGUCCUUAAGCUGCAUGCAGGUGUGUCAAAUGAUGACAUGGUUAUAGUCCUCCAGUGCCUGGACAUCAUGCUGACUAAACGCAGGAAGCAAGUUACACUUCAGAGAGCACUGGCUUUCAUUAAGCGGCUUACCACUCUCUCUCUGCAUGUGCUUCCCAAUUCCACCAUUGGGAUUUUGGCAUCUGAUCGGGUUCUGAUGCAUACAUUCCCCAAGACGGAUAUUCUUCUGGAUAAUGAGUCGCAGGGCAGUGGGAUAUACCUGCCGGAGCUGGAUGAGCCCGAGUACUGUAACCCGCAGAACACAGCUCUGUGGGAGCUGCAAACACUUCAGAGACACUAUCAUCCCAUUGUGCGCAAGUUUGCUGCGCACCUCGCUGCUGGAGCUCCAGUGGAAGGAUCCCGGGCUCUGGACUUGGAGCUGAGCCGAAGGUCAGCUGUUGAUCUUUUUGAGAAUUACAGUGUGAAAGGAAUGACAUUUAAUCCUCCUGUGGCAGAACCGUCUUCAAAGAAGAAGGAUCGAUUCACGAUUGGAGAGGCCGUACUGAAUGCCGAGUUGAAUAAACAGAUUGACGCAGUUCUCGGAGCUCCGUCUGCCUCCACAGUCAUGGACUUCGCAGCACAUGUAAGAAGACCUGAUGGACCCCGUGAAAUGAACAGCUAGCGGGAGGCUGGCAGAGCAUAAGAUACAAUCCUGUCUGUGAAGCUUCCCUGGCUGGUGAAGAGGUGAGAGUGUUGCCCGAGAAAUAGUUUUCAGUGGCACAUCAGUCUCCACUUAAGGCAUGAAAAAUGUACAUUUUUCUCUGUUUCAUGUUAAUAAAUUCCAUUAUAUAUGCUGUGCCGUCUUAAACAUCUGUAUUAUUCUUUUAUUAUGCAAAUUUAAGACCUGGUAAAUGUGGCAUAGGUAAAUUUAAAUGAGGUGAACCAUGAAUUUUACUGAAACCAUUUUACUGUUGAACUCAGGCUCACUUUAACCCCAGUCUUCUUUAUCUUCGUUGUGAUUCCAAAAUCUGCUUAAUUAUUACAUCAAGUACCUGUAACAUGUCAUUGAUGUAAAACAAAAAAGACCUAAGAGUCGUAUACUAGCUAGUCUUCUGUGUUCACAUGUACAGUAUAUAGCAUUCCUGGCCAUUUAUACAUGUGUUACACAGGAGCAUUGAAUUUUAAAUGGACAAAGACUUGGAUGAAGUAAUACUAUAAAUAGUGACCACUUGAACUUUGUGAAACGUCAGAUUCCCAGAUUCAUAUUUUAGCUACACUGUAUCCAAACUUGUAUUAAAAGAACUAUGUAUUUGGAACUGAUAA
Lepisosteus oculatus (spotted gar) is the source of this 3284-nucleotide messenger RNA. It is a transcript of the gene noc3l, whose product is annotated as NOC3-like DNA replication regulator. The record is from RefSeq and is a predicted model, not a curated record. Gene Ontology annotation, biological process: DNA replication initiation. Gene Ontology annotation, molecular function: chromatin binding. Gene Ontology annotation, cellular component: nucleolus. Lineage: Eukaryota; Metazoa; Chordata; Actinopteri; Semionotiformes; Lepisosteidae.